This is a messenger RNA of Aspergillus aculeatus ATCC 16872, 1704 nucleotides long. RefSeq names its product cytochrome P450. The coding region runs from base 1 to 1704 and encodes 567 amino acids. Gene Ontology annotation, molecular function: oxidoreductase activity, acting on paired donors, with incorporation or reduction of molecular oxygen; monooxygenase activity; iron ion binding. The transcript has 3 exons. Lineage: Eukaryota; Fungi; Ascomycota; Eurotiomycetes; Eurotiales; Aspergillaceae. The record is from RefSeq and is a predicted model, not a curated record.
AUGCCAGCCAAACAAUUUUACCUGUUGGGUGAGCCCAUAGCCACUGCCAGGGAGAUUGAGGUGGACUCAGCCCUUGAUUUUGAAGAACUUCAGCAUCUUCUCGCUGCGCAUUUCGCCAUUGUUGACCCCAAUGGUAUCGGACUGCAGACCGAGGACGCCAUUUUUCACAGAACCCCCGAGGUUUGCUCAUCUGAGGGCCAGAUUAGCAUCACCAUCGAUGGGAAGCCGGUCAGAGAAAUCCCAGGACCCCAGGGUAUCCCAAUCUUUGGCAAUUUCUUUCAGAUCUACCCCGACCAUCUUGGGAAUCAUCAGCGUCUGUUCGAGCAGUAUGGGCCGAUUUUCCAAACCAGCAGCAUGGGCCGCACGACCUACCACACCAAUGACCCGGCACUGAGCGCAAUCAUUUUCUCGGAGAGUGACUUCUUUACCAAAAGGAUCAACGAGGCGCACCCUCUGCACCCGAUCAAGAACACCGAGGCCGGUGUCUUUCUCGCCGACACCGAUAGCCCGACGUGGCACGUCGCUCACAAGUUCCUUCCGCCAGCCUUCGGACCAAAGGCGGUGCGGCACUACGCGCCCACCAUGCAGCGCACCGUUGAGGACGCAUUCAAGGUGUUCGACGCCUUCGAUGAGGCGGAUGAGGCUUGGAACGUGUACCAGUACAUGCUCAAGCUCGGCUCGCAGGCAGUAGGCAAGCUGGUCCUGGGCAUCGACUUCCAGCACUUCUCCUCGGCCACGGCCCCGCCCCAUGAGCUGAUCCUCCUGAUCGCCGAGUCCCUAGAGCUCAACAAGAAGGUGAGUGCCCGGGGUGAUUGGUACUCAAAGCUCCCCUUUGGGGACCCCAAGCGCUUGCGGGAUAUCCGCGGCCGGGUCUUCGAGCUGAUCGACGAGUCGAUCCAAAAUGCUAGCCGCGGCGGCGUCCAUGAUCUUCCACUGCAGGAAGCUGCCCUGCAAGCGGACAACAUGAUCGAUUACGCGAUUCGUGCGACCGACAACAAGGGUGAAAAGCUGCCCAAGACUUCGCUGAUGCAGGCCCUGCUCGUGGCCACGGGCGCCGGCUUCACCACCACUAGCUCUCUGCUGUCAUGGCUGAUCUAUUCGUUGGUGACCUAUCCCGGCAUGCAAGAGAGACUCCUCCAGGAGCUGGUCGACCACGGUAUCACCGAAGAUACUCAGCUCACCGCCGAUAUCACGGAUCAACUCACAUUCAUGGAUAAGUUCAUCAAAGAAACCCAAAGACGCCACAACCCGUCGUUCCAGCCCGCCCGGACCGCCAAAGUUGAUUUAAUCUUGCCGGGGGGGUACAAACUUCCCGAGGGCGCUGUUGUUGUCGGGGCGUUGCACCAUCUGCACAAUAACUCGAAUGUUUGGGAUAAUCCCACUCGCUUCGACCCGGACCGCUGGGACACGGAGACCGUGAAGAACCGGCAUAAAACCGCAUAUAUCCCCUUCGCAACAGGCCCCCGUAUGUGUAUUGGUUUCAACUUUGCCCUGCAGGAGGUGAAGAUAUUCCUGCCUAAGCUUCUGUACCGAUACAAGUUCACCCGAGAGGGGGAUUCGACGGUGGAGUACGACCCAAUGUUCCAGCUCAUUAGGCCGAAUAAUCUCUACGUGAGAGCCGAGCGGCGGGUGAAAUGGCCUCCGAGGUCGGACUUCAAGCGACAGCUUCAUUGUAGUCAGGUCCGACGUUUUCUAGGGCCCUGA